AGACGUUGAAUCUACAGUGUUGGUGAUGAUGGUGGGGGCGCAAUAGAGAACAGAGGUGAAAACAGGACAGAUGAUCGCAAAAGGGAGCUGUUUUACAAAAUGCCGUUUCCUUUCCGGGAUAAUGUAAAAAUUGAGAAAGGACUGGAAAAAGAAAAAAGAUGAGCCGGCUCCUGGGAGAAACGUAGCCAGAUCGAGAGGAACCGGGGAGGGACGACUGGUGUGCACUGUUGCGAUAAAACUUUUCUCGUGUGCUUCCUGUUUGGGAUUAGACGCUGGGUGAAGUACAGUCGCCGCUUCUGGGCUUUAGGAUUUUCUUGUUUCUUUCCGGACUCAUUGCGCCACUGUUUUGCGAUCUGCGUAAAAACAAACAAAUAAGCAAUCGGCAUAGUAGGACGAGCUAGACCUGUACCUGGAAAAAGGCGAGGAUAUGGAAUCGGAAGGUAACACGUAACGCACGGGCUCCACAAGCUGGAUCAGCAACUCGACUAAGCGCAGACAAAACGGGAUUAUUCAAGUCUUUCUAUGUCCUUCGUCGUUUUGACUUUUUUACUGGCAUUUAAAGAAAAGGAAAAACAAGUAAGCCGGUGAAGCGGAGGCACGCUUCCUGUUCGACCCCUCAUUUCGGAGCUCUAAAUGUUGACUUAAAACGAGUGAAAUGAACGAUCGGACUUUUCAGGUGCAAAAUGUCAAGAGAAAACCAAUGUGCUUCGGGCUACUGAUCGCCGAAUAUUGGCGACUUGAAGCGGACAAAAUGCUAGCAAUAUCGAGAAAUGUUUAAGAGUAUUUUUCUUUUAUAAGUUAUUGAUAAAAAGUAUUUAUGGAAGUGCUAUUUUGUGAAUAAGCGAUACGCUAGUAUCGCACUUUAAAGCGUUCCGUGUUUUUUCCGUUGCAAAAAUCCAUACAAGUUGCUGCUUCGUCCAAAGUAUUUUGUGUUGUUUCGUUGACAGCUUUUUUCUUUUCCUUUUAACUUACUCUGGCAAGGUAAAAUGCGAGAAGUAUGCUUGAGCAGUCAGCUGCCCUACCAGCAGAGACUUUCGUGUAAACGCACCAUACUGCCUGUUACUUAAAAAUGAAGACUUGAUAUUCUUCUUUUUUGAAUCUACAAUUUUCAUCAUUCCAGUUUAUUUUAAAACUAUCAGUGUUUACGUUCUUGCGUGGGAGCCUCACAACUUUCCUGUUGCGCUUCCUAAUGACUGACCGGGCAAGCGCACUAAAAAGCCCGGCGCUACCAGGGGCUCUUCUUUACUUUUUUAUGCACUGAGAUCAUGACAAAAUAAACCCUCAAUGAAGAAAAAGUAAGUACGGUGGAAAUCAUCGUAGUAUUAAAAUGGAGCCAUUGAAAAGUAUUUUCUCUCGGGGCCCCCUGUCUGGCUGGAAAGGCCUGGAGCAGGCGGAGAAGGGCACGUAUACAAACCCUAUCUGGACGGCGCUCUUCGACUACGAGGCAGCGGGCAAGGACGAGCUCACUUUGAGGAAGGGGGACUUGGUGGAAGUGCUGUCCCGGGACUCGGAAAUUAGCGGCGAUGAGGGUUGGUGGGCGGGCAAAGUGAACAACAAAGUGGGUAUCUUCCCGUCCAACUACGUAUCCUUCAAGCCGGGCGGCUACAGCAAGCUGUCCAACUCCGGAGUGGUGGUCGGGGAACUGGAGCCUGAGGAGGUGGAUUUCCGGGAACUCAGUCUGGAGGAGGUGAUUGGCGUCGGGGGCUUCGGCAAGGUCUACCGGGGGACCUGGCUGGGCAGUCUGGUGGCAGUCAAAGCGGCCCGGCAGGAUCCGGACGAAGACAUCAGUGUGACGGCGCAGAACGUCCGCCAGGAGGCGCGCCUCUUCGCUAUGCUCACCCAUCCCAACAUUAUCACCCUCAAGGGGGUCUGUUUGCGGGAGCCUAACAUGUGCCUUAUCAUGGAGUACGCGGCCGGGGGUCCACUGAGCCGAGCUCUGGCUGGCCGUCGGGUUCCCCCACACAUACUUGUGAACUGGGCCGUGCAGAUCGCCAGCGGGAUGCGUUACCUUCAUAGUGAAGCCAUUGUGCCGGUUAUCCACAGAGACCUCAAGUCCAACAACAGUAAGUGA
Molecule: messenger RNA, 2071 nt
Organism: Polypterus senegalus (gray bichir)
Lineage: Eukaryota; Metazoa; Chordata; Cladistia; Polypteriformes; Polypteridae
Product: mitogen-activated protein kinase kinase kinase 11-like
Exons: 1
Coding region: 1328-2071 (247 amino acids)
Biological process (GO): microtubule-based process; protein phosphorylation; positive regulation of apoptotic process
Cellular component (GO): centrosome
Molecular function (GO): protein binding; JUN kinase kinase kinase activity; ATP binding
Source: RefSeq, a predicted model, not a curated record